Molecule: messenger RNA, 1232 nt
Organism: Corvus hawaiiensis (hawaiian crow)
Lineage: Eukaryota; Metazoa; Chordata; Aves; Passeriformes; Corvidae
Gene: COPE
Product: COPI coat complex subunit epsilon
Exons: 10
Coding region: 41-958 (305 amino acids)
Biological process (GO): intra-Golgi vesicle-mediated transport; endoplasmic reticulum to Golgi vesicle-mediated transport; retrograde vesicle-mediated transport, Golgi to endoplasmic reticulum
Cellular component (GO): COPI vesicle coat
Molecular function (GO): protein binding; structural molecule activity
Source: RefSeq, a predicted model, not a curated record
CCCUGCGGCGCGGGCGCUUCUGGGGACGUGUCUGAGGGCGAUGGCGGCCGGGGCGGGCGCGGCGCCGCCCGGGGAGGUGGACGAGCUGUUCGACCUCAGGAACAGCUUCUACAUCGGCGCCUACCAGGCCGCCAUCAACGAGGCGCAGCGGGCCAAGCCGUCCAGCCCCGAGAAGGAGGUGGAGAGGGACGUGUUCCUGUUCCGAGCCUACAUCGCCCAGAGGAAAUACGGGGUGGUCCUGGACGAGAUCAAGGGCAGCGCCAGCGCGGAGCUGCAGGCAGUGAGGAUGUUCGCAGAGUUCCUGUCCAGUGAGAGCCAGAGGGAUGCAAUUGUGGCAGAUCUGGACAAGAAGAUGGCCAAGAGCGUGGAUGUGGCCAACAGCACCUUCCUGCUGAUGGCAGCUUCCAUCUACUUCCACGAGCAGAAUGCUGACGCUGCCCUGCGCAGCCUGCACCAGGGCGAGAGCCUGGAAUGCUUGGCCAUGAUGAUCCAGAUCCUCCUGAAGCUCGACAGGCUCGACCUGGCCAGGAAGGAGCUGAAGAAAAUGCAGGAGCAGGAUGAGGACGCGACCCUGACCCAGCUGGCCACAGCCUGGGUGAACCUGGCCAUGGGCGGGGAGAAGCUCCAGGAUGCCUUUUACAUCUUCCAGGAGCUGGCAGACAAAUACUCCUCCACGCUGCUGCUGCUGAACGGCCAAGCCGCCUGCUGCAUGGCCCAGGGCAAGUGGGACGACGCCGAGGGAGUGCUCCAGGAGGCUCUGGACAAGGACAGCAGCCACCCUGAGACCCUGCUGAACCUCGUGGUCCUGUCCCAGCACUUGGGCAAACCCCCAGAGGUCACCAAUCGUUACCUGUCGCAGCUGAAGGAUGCUCACAAAAACCACCCCUUCAUCAAGGAGUACCAGGCCAAGGAGAACGACUUUGACCGCCUGGCCCUGCAAUAUGCACCCAGUGCCUGAGCUGGGCUGGGACAGCCCUGGGACAGCCCUGGGACAGCCCUUCCAGCUGGGAUUGACGUAGGAAUUCCCUCUGGGACACGGAAAAUCCCCCCUGGAACUCCAAAAAUUCCCUCUGGAACUCAGAAAAUCCCCCCUGGAACACGAAAAAUCCCCUCUGCACCCCAGCAGCUGUGGGAACACCCGAAUUUGGGGGAUGGAAGCCCCACCUGAGCCCUGAACUCUGCUUAAAGGACACUGCAGAUCCAGAUCCAUUCCUAAUAAAGCCUUUCCUGGA